GGAGCUGUGGUUUGGGAAGACCUCAGUCGAAGAUCUCUAAGCUCGCCUGUCCGUUUGGCCUCUCUGUUAUUAGUAUUUGUUUGGCAUCCUCACGAAAUACCAGGAAGUACGUUGCUUUGUGUUACGUUGGCAAACUUUGAAAGAAGUGAAUGCAUUUGUUCAUUUUGAAAAAUCAAAACUGAAGGAUUUCGUAACUUUGGUGGACUUCAAGGAAUCUCACGAACAUCAAGUUAUAAAUGGCACCAAAUGUCGUAUCUACGACGGUACAAGAACAUCAUGAAACAGAACCAGAACAGAAACCUCUCGAGCCCGUCCAAAUCGUGUGGCGUAAUGUUUUCUUAUUCAUAGGACUGCAUAUAGCCGCCCUUUAUGGAAUGUACUUAGUCAUACUUAAUGCCACAUUAACAUCCUGGUUUUACGGUGUAUUUUUAUGUUUUGUAAAUGGUCUCGGCGUAACAGCAGGAGCCCACAGGCUCUGGACUCACAGGGCUUAUAAGGCUAAAUUACCUCUAAGAAUAUUUUUGGCUUUUUGCAACUGCAUGGCACUACAGAAUGACCUGUAUGAGUGGGCACGAGAUCACAGAGUCCAUCACAAGUUUGCCGAAACCAAUGCUGAUCCACAUAAUGUAAAUCGUGGUUUUUUCUUUGCUCAUAUGGGGUGGUUAAUGGCAAAGAAACAGAAGGAUGUCAUUGAAAAAGGCAAGACAGUUGAUGUCAGCGAUGUCUGGGCUGAUCCGGUUGUUAGAUUUCAACAUAGAUUUUAUGUGCCUCUGGCUGCUAUUUGCUGCUUUGUCAUCCCUCCAGCCAUUCCCUACUACUGUUGGGGAGAAGAAUUCUACACAUGCCUUUUUGGUGCUGGAUUCUUCAGAUACGUCGUUUGCUUGCACUUCACCUGGUUUGUCAACAGUGCUGCCCAUCUCUGGGGUAACAAACCUUAUGAUCAGUACAUCAGUGCGACGGAAUUGAAGUGGGUGUCUGCUUUAGCCAUUGGUGAAGGUUUCCACAAUUAUCAUCACACUUUUCCAUGGGAUUAUUCCACCAGCGAAUUAGGUUACAAAUACAAUUUCACCACAUUGUUCAUCGAUUUCAUGUCAUAUAUUGGGCAAGCGUAUGACCUGAAGACAGCCAAUCCCGAAAAUGUCCACCAAAGAAAAUUGAGGACGGGAGACGGAUCUUAUUUUGAAGAUAAAGAUCCAAUCAAGACUCAUAAAGACUGACCUCUGUGAUUCCAAAAAUGCACUAAUGUAAUAUGUGACGUAAUGUUUCUUCCUAAGACUACAAACCAGAGCUGACUCCACCAGAAACAUGGUCAGAAAGUGAAAGAACUUACCUCAGAGUAUUCUGUUGGAAUUUUUGAAGAGCUUUACUUUUAAUUUACUGUAGACUAUUUUCCACAGAAACGACGGCGAAGUAAAUAACUUAUUCGAUUGCAAUUUUUUCUGCUGGUGUUUUUAUAUAUUCGCGGUACUGAUGGAAGAUUUUUGUCAUUAUGGAUUAGCUAUUUGUAUGAAUCAGUAAUGCAUAAUGAGUUUGUCUUUUUAUCUGAAACUCUUAAAGUCAUUUUUAUAACCUUGUUAAUGCUUUUUUAAUAGUUUUAUAUGAACGCUUAUCAUUUUCUUAAUUCUUUUAUGAGAAUCUUUUGAAACAUCAUAAGUGUUUUAUACAUUACUUCGUUAAGUCACGAAAGCAAGUAUAAUUACUGCAUCUAUACUCAGUUUUAUCACAAGUGUAUGGUAAUUUUGUAUAACUUGAGCCUGUAAAAUAAUUGUGUUCUGAAAGUUAAUAAAUUUGUUCCAAGAUUCAA
Stegodyphus dumicola is the source of this 1804-nucleotide messenger RNA. Its product is annotated as acyl-CoA Delta-9 desaturase-like. Gene Ontology annotation, biological process: unsaturated fatty acid biosynthetic process. Gene Ontology annotation, molecular function: iron ion binding; stearoyl-CoA 9-desaturase activity. NCBI's taxonomy places the organism in Eukaryota, Metazoa, Arthropoda, Arachnida, Araneae, Eresidae. The record is from RefSeq and is a predicted model, not a curated record. Gene Ontology annotation, cellular component: endoplasmic reticulum membrane.